AUGGCUGCGGGGAAAUUCGCGAGCCUUCCCAGAAACAUGUCGGUGAAUCACCAGUUUCCCCUGGCCUCGUCCAUGGACCUCCUGAGCAGCAAGUCUCCUCUCGCCGAUCACCGCACAGAUGCCUAUCGGGACGUGUCUAUACACGGCACCCUGCCACGGAAGAAGAAAGGGCCUCCUCCCCUCAGGUCCUGUGACAGCUUCAGUCACGCGGGCACCCUGCCCCAUUCCAGAUCCCCACGGCACAACCCACCCCUGAGCCAGGACAUUAUCCAGGAGCACCCGCGGCCGGACUGGAAAGGCGACGUCUUCACCUCCAGGGAUCAGCAACUUCUGGACCCAACUCUGGAGUAUGUGAAGUUCUCCAAGGAGAGGCACGUCAUGGACAGAACCCCCGAGAGGCUGAAGAAGGAGCUGGAGGAGGAGCUGCUGCUGAGCAGCGAGGACCUGCGCAGCCACGCCUGGUACCACGGCCGCAUCCCCCGACAGGUGUCCGAAAACCUGGUGCAGCGAGAUGGCGACUUCCUGGUCCGAGACUCCCUGUCCAGCCCCGGGAACUUCGUCCUGACCUGUCAGUGGAAGAACCUCGCUCAGCACUUCAAGAUCCAGCGGACGGUCCUCCGGCUCAGCGAGGCCUACAGCCGCGUGCAGUACCAGUUCGAGGCGGAGAGCUUCGACUCCAUCCCCGGCCUGGUGCGCUGCUACGUGGGCAACCGCCGGCCCAUCUCCCAGCAGAGUGGGGCCGUCAUCUUCCAGCCCAUCAACCGGACGGUGCCCCUGCGCUGCCUGGAGGAGCGCUACGGCACCGCCCCCGGCCUGGCCCGCGACCGCAGCCUCGUGGAGGGGCAGCCCGACGUGGCCAAGAGGCUGAGCCUCACCGCGGCCGGCGUCCAGGCCCGCGAGCCCGGCUUGUCCAGAGGAAACCUGCUCAGAAAUAAAGAGAAGAGUGGCAGCCAGCCCGCCUGCCUGGAUCACAUGCAGGACAGAAGAGCCUUAUCCCUCAAAGCCCACCAGUCGGAGAGCUACCUGCCGAUUGGCUGUAAGAUGCCCCCUCAGUCCUCGGGUGCGGACACGAGCCCCUGCCCCAACUCCCCGGUGUUCCGGACGGGCAGCGAGCCCACGCUGAGCCCGGCGGUGGCGCGGAGGGUCUCCUCGGACGCCAGGCCCGGGGAGGCGCUGCGGGGCUCGGACAGCCAGCUGUGCCCCAAGCCGCCCCCCAAGCCCUGCAAGGCGCCCCUCCUCAAGGCUCCCCCGUCUCCGUCCCCCUGGCUGCACGCCGAGGCCAAUUACUGCGAACUGAACCCCGCCACGGCGGCGGCCGCGGGCUGUGACCGGGCAGCGAGGCCGCCCCUCGGCGCCCAGGACAGCUACGUGGAGCUGCUGAAGGCCAAGCAGAACGGGGCGCCCGGCCCCCGGAACUCUGGCACAAACUACCUGAUUCUUGAUGACAAUGACAGGGCCGGGCCGGGGGCGCUCCCAGCAGCAGCAGCAGCGGAGCAGAUGGGCCGGGGGCAGGAUGCCGAGGCCGAGUUCACCAUGCCCCUCCUGGAGACGGCCUCCUCCUUCAGGCCCAACGACUUCGUGUCCAAGCUCCUCCCGCCCGAGAACAAGCCCCUGGAAACCGCGAUGCUGAAGCGAGCCAAGGAGCUGUUCACCAGCAACGACCCCAAGGUCAUCGCCCGGCACAUGCUGAGCGUGGACUGCAAGGUCGCUAGGAUUCUUGAAGUCUCGGAGGAGAUGCGGAAGAACAUGGGCGUGAGCUCAGGGCUGGAGCUCAUCACCCUGCCGUACGGCCACCAGCUGCGUCUGGACAUCAUCGAGAGACACAGCACCAUGGCCAUCGGCAUCGCCGUGGACGUCCUGGGCUGCACGGGCACGCUGGAGGACCGAGCGGCCACCCUCAAUCGGGUCAUCCAGGUGGCGGUGGAGCUGAAGGACUCCAUGGGGGACCUGUACGCGUUCUCAGCCAUCAUGAAAGCCCUGGAGAUGCCACAGAUUACAAGGCUGGAAGAAACGUGGACUGCCCUGCGGCGCCAGCACACCCAAACCGCCAUCCUCUACGAGAAGCAGCUGAAGCCAUUCAGCAAAGCUCUGCACGAGGGCCGAGAGUCCACGUGUGUCCUCCCAAACAAUAUAUCAGUCCCCCUGCUGAUGCCUCUUGUGACUUUAAUGGAACGACAGGCUGUCAUUUUUGAAGGAAUUGACACGUGGGAAAAGACUAACGAAAGCUGUGAGAUUAUGAUGAACCACUUGACAACAGCUCGACGCAUGGCAGAGGCUGCACACAGUUACCGGGUGAAUGCCGAGAGGAUCCUGGAAGGUUUUCAACCAGAUGAAGAAAUGAGUGAAAUCAUCACGACUGAAUUUCAAAUGCGAUUGCUCUGGGGCAGCAAAGGUGCGCAAGUCAAUCAGGCAGAGAGAUAUGAGAAAUUCAACCAGAUUUUAACUGCCCUCUCACGUAAAUUGGAGCCUCCUCCUGUAAAGCAAGCAGAGCUUUGA
Molecule: messenger RNA, 2496 nt
Organism: Pipistrellus nathusii (Nathusius's pipistrelle)
Lineage: Eukaryota; Metazoa; Chordata; Mammalia; Chiroptera; Vespertilionidae
Source: the annotation of a GenBank genome assembly